Chiloscyllium plagiosum (whitespotted bambooshark) is the source of this 2581-nucleotide messenger RNA. Lineage: Eukaryota; Metazoa; Chordata; Chondrichthyes; Orectolobiformes; Hemiscylliidae. The record is from RefSeq and is a predicted model, not a curated record.
AUGUGUGGGUGGGGUGAAAUAUUUCACUGUGAUUGUGAACAGUCUAGUUCAGCCUCAGACAUUUGCCAGGGAGAUGGAUGGAGUCGGUGGGGGGAGACGGAUGGAGUCGGUGCUGAGAGUGCACAAUUCGACAAAGGGAAUGAAGGUAAUGGCUUCAAUCUUCCCAAUAUUGAAAUGGCGGAAUUUGUCUGCUAAUCCUGUGCUGGCUGUCAGACAAGUGAGGAUGGUGUGUGACUGGGAAGUGACGGUGUUCACAUUCAUCGGCUGGACUGGUCCUUCCGGAUGGUGAAAAUUCAAGGAUUGAGAAAUUUCUGAUCAAGUUGGAAGCUGUUUCAUAUCCUUCUCCUUUACCACCUGCCUGUCCCUUUGUCUUACAUUCCUUGCAAGGCCAGAGUCUUCCGUGUGUCGGAACUAGGUGUGGGUGUUGUGCUUAAGUGGUAGACUGUGGAAGAAAUUUCUUGUAACCCGAAAUUACUUUUAGGUUUCAAAUCCAGCUGCGCAGAAAAAAAAUUGAUUUCUGAGAGAAAUUUAGAGCUAAUAUUUUGACUGAUGUGACCUUGCAAGGAACAAAGAAUUUUAUCAACAUAAAAUGCAAGCAUUAUUGAAAUCAACGAUAAUUUAUCUCUAUUAUGUAUCUCUGCCUGUCCAAAGUCAUUUUCUCUCUGCCUACAACCCCAAACGCCUACAUCCCCUGCCUCAUCCUAUUACAGAUUAGAGUUUUAUGUAAGACCAAACCAGGUGGAAUGUUCCCUUCCCUGAAAGACAUUUGUGAACAACUGGGUAUUUAUGACAAUCCAUUAGCUUUCAUGCUAACUUUCUCCCAGGGCCAGCCUUACAAAUUACAAGAUUUAUUCAACUCGAUUUUCCCAACUUCUCUUUUCUGGGUUCUCUCUCACUCAUUUUUUUCUCCCCCCUCUGUCUUAAACCUAUUUCACAGGAUACCACAAGAAUAGUGUUUGCAGUUGGGCAACGAAACCGAAUGUUGAAUCAGAAUCUGACAGUCGCCCAGUUUGUUUUAACCUGAAUUUUGAACAUGGAAGAAGACAGCACCGUUCUCAGUGGAGAGAAACCGUAUACAGGUUCUGUGUGCGGACAAGGAUUCACUCUAGCAUCUGAUCCGUCAAAACCCAAAUGCGGUGACGGUGGGGGGAAGCCGUGGAAAUGCGGAGACUGCGGCAAGGGGUUUAUUUCCCCAUCAAAGGUGGAAAUUCACCGGCGCAUUCACACCGGGGAGAAGCCGUUCACCUGCACCAAGUGUGGGAAGGGCUUCACUCAGCUAUCUGACCUGCUGACACACCAGAGAGUUCACACGGGGGAGAGGCCGUUCACCUGCCCUGACUGUGGGAAGGGUUUCACCCAGUUCACCCACUUGCUGACGCACCAGCGCGUGCACACGGGAGAGAAGCCGUUCGCCUGCUCCGACUGUGGGAAAGGCUUCGCUCAGUUAUCCAACGUGCUGCGACACCAGCGGGUUCACACCGAUAAGAGGCCUUUCAAAUGCCCAGAGUGCGGGAAGUGCUACAAAAGCUCCGAGGAGCAAACGUCCCAUCAGCGUGUUCACACGGACGAGAGGCCGUUCAGGUGCUCUCACUGUGAGGCUGGUUUCAAGCGCUCGUCUCAACUGACUCUACACCAGCGGGUUCACACUGGAGACAGGCCGUUCACUUGCUCCACGUGCGGGAAGGGGUUCACUCAGUUAACCCAUCUGCUGACACACCAUCGAACGCACACCGGGGAGAGACCCUUCACCUGCGCGGAGUGUGGAAAGGGCUUCGCCCAGCUCACCCACCUGCUGGUCCACCAGAGAUCUCACACUGGGGAAAAGCCGUUCACCUGCUCUGCGUGUGGCAAGGCAUUCACGGCCUCGUCCAUUCUGCAGGCACACCAGCGGGUUCACACUGAUGAGCGACCAUUCAGGUGCUCCUACUGUGGGACAGGGUUCAAGCACUCCUCUCAACUCACUGUCCACCACCGUCUUCACACGGGGGAGAGACCGUUCACUUGCUCCGACUGUGGCAAAGGAUUCACUCAGUCAUCCCACCUACUGAGACACCAGCGAGUUCACAAAUAACUGGAGGGAUUGAACGUUGUUGUGGAUUCAGACUCUCUCUCGAGUGGUUUAUUAUUGAUAAUUAAGAGGUACUGUUUUCUGUCCUUAAACGUAAUAGGCUCCGGGACUGGAGGAGGUGCUGACAAUGGCACUGAGGGAAAUGAAAAUAGAAACUGCAGCGAUACUGCCAUAAUAUUCUAAUCUGCCUUACACAGGGAUGGUGCCAGAGGAUAGAAGAAUUGCAAAUGUCAGGCCCCUUGUUGUAAAAUGGCCAUAAAGACCAGUUCAGUCAAUGGAACAGCAGCAAUGAGUAUUCUUCUGGAAGUAUUCAUUCGAGACAAAUUAAAGUUCAUAUCAGUAAUUACUGGUUAGUUAAUCAGAGUUAGCAUUAAUUUUAAGGCAAAAUUGUCAUUGCUGGAGAUUGUUUUAAAGUUCAUCAGUUAAUGUGGUGUGUGUGUGUACCUCUAAAAGGUAACUGAUACAAUGCCACACAACAGACCAGUGAGCAAAGUUAGAGCUCAUGGAAUGAAA